AUGGCGAAACCGAAGACGGGGCCCAAGCCUCAAACAUCUUCUCAACCGACUCUUCCUUCGAUAUUGUCUACCCCCUGGACUUUCCUCCACCCCAAUGACGACCUACAUAAUCUAAUUGCAGAUUCCACCAAACAAAUCCUUGACCCGCUUGCUUCCUCUGUUGUAGAGGAGCAAACCAUCCGUCGACAGAUCAACAAGAAGCGCAAAAGAUCGGAAGCCGAUACAGAUUCCGUAUACCCACCUCUACAGUUGAAAAACCUAUACGUGGAUGGAUUCACAUCCAACCAAAUUUGGGAACAGGCGACAAGAAUUCUCGAUGCCGCUGGGAAUGAAAUAGAAAGAGACGUCAACUUACUGGCAGCACAUGGCGAUUACUCAUCGUCUGCCAGCGAAGGCGAAGAGGAGUCGGACUCGCUGGACUUUUCUGAUCUCGAGGGAAUUGACUCUGAAAGCGAUGUUAGCAUGUCAAAUGAUGCCCUGGAAGACGCCACCACUGAAGAUCUCGACGAGGCGUCGGACUUCGAGUCCAAUCCUUCCGACGAAAACGAACCAGAAGAUGCGAACAUGAUUGACGAGGAGGAACCAGAGGAGGAUGACGAAGCCUCCACAAAAUCCACCGAAGAUCCCGGGGUCUAUAUUGAAGAUCGAUUUGGACUCAAUGACGGCUUUUUUUCUAUCGAUGAUUUCAACAAGCAAACUGAAUUCUGGGAAAGACAAGACGCCAACGGGGAGAAUGUGGAUGCCGACGACAGCGAUGAUGACCUGGACUGGCACGCAAAUCCACUUACCGCUGGGAAUGUGAUGUCGGGUGCCAAAAGCAAUGCAUCAAACAAAGCAAAUGUGCUAGAUGACAUGGAUAUGGAUGAUAGCGAGGAGGAAGGGCCAACUUUUGGUAAUGCCGAUCUCCAUGGAGAUGAGGACGAGGACGAGGGAGACUCCGAUAUGGGCGAUAUGGAUGCCCCUUCUUGGAUGGACACAAGCAACAUCAAGUAUACCGACUUUUUCGCCCCGCCACCUCGCAAGGCUUCAUCUCAGAAAGCACGCGCACUUCCGAAGACUCAACCCACCUUGCCCAUUCUGGAUAAUGACGUCGAUCGUGCCAUGGCGAAUGUUCGUCGUGAUUUGUUUGACGAGGAAUCCGAAGUUGAGGAGGACGAGGAGAAUGCUGUUGAUGAGUCUGGUGAUUCUCAAGCCCCCAGGUCAACACAUGAGAAGCAGAGGGCGCGUAUCGCCGACGAGAUUCGUCGGUUGGAAGCGGCCAAUGUGGCAAAAAAAGAAUGGAUGCUUGCCGGUGAAGCCCGUGCAGUCGAACGGCCUGUCAACUCCCUUAUCGAGGAGGAUCUAGACUUUGAAAGAGUUGGCAAGCCCGUCCCCGUCGUGACCAAUGAAACUACCGAGGAUAUUGAAGAACUUGUCAAACGCCGAAUCCUCGCCGCGGAGUUUGAUGAGGUAAUUCGCCGCCGCCCAGGUGCUGUCGACACUAAAGCUCCACGAAGUAGCCGCUUUGAACUGGAAGACACCAAGGCGCAACAAAGCCUAGCUGAACUCUACGAAGCCGAUCAUUUGCGUGCCAACGACCCUAAUUACGUGGACUCGAAAGACCGCAAGUUGAUACGGGAACAUGCCGAGGUUAACAACCUCUGGAAAGAGAUUAGUUCACAAUUGGACACACUCUCGAACUGGCAUUACAAGCCGAAGGUGCCUCAGGCGAAUAUCAGUAUCGUGACGGACGCACCAACUAUUAUGAUGGAGGAGGCACGUCCUACGGCGGGCAGUGCGGCUGAUGGACCAUCGGCCCUCGCACCCCAAGAAAUCUACGCGCCCGGUGACGAUGGUAGAGCCACAGGCGAGUUGGUACUGAAGACCGGUGCCACAAUCUCCAAGGAUGAGAUGAGUCGGGAAGAGAAAGCGCGGGCUCGUCGCCAGAGAAAGAACCAAAAGGCCCAUGCGGAGCCAAACCAGAGAAAGGGCAAGGCUGCAGAAAAACAGCAGCUGGUCUCAGACUUGAAGAAGGGUGGUGUCAAGGUUGUCAACAAGGAGGGUCAAGUCACGGAUAUGGAUGGGGCGAGGGUCGGGACCGGUGCGAAGAAUAGUGCAGAUUUCCUGAAACUGUAA
Molecule: messenger RNA, 2115 nt
Organism: Penicillium odoratum
Lineage: Eukaryota; Fungi; Ascomycota; Eurotiomycetes; Eurotiales; Aspergillaceae
Product: rRNA-processing protein MPP10
Exons: 1
Coding region: 1-2115 (704 amino acids)
Biological process (GO): rRNA processing
Cellular component (GO): small-subunit processome; sno(s)RNA-containing ribonucleoprotein complex; nucleus
Source: RefSeq, a predicted model, not a curated record